This is a messenger RNA of Conger conger (European conger), 3830 nucleotides long. It is a transcript of the gene scara5, whose product is annotated as scavenger receptor class A, member 5 (putative). NCBI's taxonomy places the organism in Eukaryota, Metazoa, Chordata, Actinopteri, Anguilliformes, Congridae. The coding region runs from base 270 to 1775 and encodes 501 amino acids. Gene Ontology annotation, biological process: iron ion transmembrane transport. Gene Ontology annotation, molecular function: ferritin receptor activity. Gene Ontology annotation, cellular component: plasma membrane. The transcript has 9 exons. The record is from RefSeq and is a predicted model, not a curated record.
CACCAUACAUUCUCUCGGCUUGGUUAAAAUUAUACUGACAAAUCUAGGCAGCCCUGGAGCGUAUGCACAGCUCUUGUGGCGAAGUUCAACUUUUGUUACAAAUGAUAAUUAGUUAUGUUUUGUUUCCAAAACAAAAAAAGCCUUCCAGGUUCCGUGGUGAAUUAAUAUCCAUCAUAUAUGCCCAACAUAUUCGUCUUUACAAAGCCUAGGAUUAAUCAUGAAGUACUAAUAUUCAAUCGUGGAACUUUUCACAACUGACGAGUCUUCCGAUGGAGAAUAAGGCCAUGUACCUGAGCUCAUAUGAGGAGCAUGAGAAUGGAUCCUUCUACGAGGAGGGCUACGAAGGCAUGAACAGCAGGAACCUGUCCAAGCUUAAUCUGUGCGAAGAAGCCAGCUCUUCCAAGAGGAGACGAAAGCCUGAAAGCUGCUGCGCCCACCUGGACUCGCUGUCAGCCGUCAAGUACGCCAUCGUCUCCCUCUACAUCCUGGUGCUGCUCAGUAUAUUCGGCCUCUGCAUAGCAGUCUCCAGGUCACAGGCAUCAUCGGAGAAGCAGGAAGCGAUGAUGGAGAACGUGACCCGAUUGGGCGAGAGGUACAGAGAGCUGCAGCAGUCCGUGGGCCAGCUCUCCACCCAGACGGAUAUCCUGGAGAACAUCUGGAAGCUGGAGAACCUCUUUCAGAACCACUCUCAGAUGCUGCUCCAGUUGGGCCUGACGGUGAGCAGACUGGAGCAGGACGUGCGGAGCCUGCAGGCGCAGUCGGAACAGACUGAAGGCUCGGUGUCUCGGCUCACGGAGCAGGUCGGCGGGCCUGGCUCCUCCGGCGAUCGUAACGGCAGUAAUCUGAGCGAGGACCUGGCACGUGCUAUGACCUCCCUGGCGACACAGGGCACCCUGCUGAGGGAGACCUCCAGCCAGGUGGGCAGCCUCAGGGACAAGCUGGAGGACAUCGGCUGGACCGUUGGCUCCGUCAACGGGACGUUCUUCAGCGACAUCAGCCUCCACCACCUGAAGAUCCUGGACCUGCAGGUCCAGAUCAGCAACGUGACGCAGGACACCAGAACUAUGAGGGUGGCCCAGGGCCACAUGGAGGAGCAGCUGAGGAACGAGAUCGAGAUCCUGAACACCAUCACCGAAGACCUGAGGCUGAGGGACUGGGAGCAGUCUGUCACUCUGAGGAACCUCACUCUCGUAGAAGGGCCUCCAGGACCAAAGGGCGAAAAGGGGGACGUGGGGCCACUUGGGGCCCCAGGGCAUCCUGGUCUGCCUGGGUUAUGGGGGGGCCCCGGGGAGAAAGGCAGCCAAGGUCCGCCUGGUCUAGAUGGCUCCUCCGGAUACCCUGGACCUCCUGGGAACAGAGGUGAAAUGGGACCCAGAGGGCAAAAAGGUGAAAGAGGAGAAAGGGGUCAAAAGGGAGACAAAGGAGAUAGAGGUGUACUGGGUGAAAAGACAGUGGAAGACACGCUCCUGAGGCUGGUGAACGGAUCGGGCCCACACGAGGGGCGGGUGGAGGUGUUCCACGAGAAGCGCUGGGGCACUGUGUGUGAUGAUGUUUGGGACAGGAAGGACGGAGACGUGGUCUGCAGGAUGCUGGGCUACAAAGGGGCCAAGGAAGUUCACAAAACCGCUCGCUUUGGCCAAGGUGUUGGGCUGAUAUGGAUGGAUGACGUAGCCUGUGCAGGGAAUGAGGACACCAUUCAUCAGUGCAAGUUCUCCGGCUGGGGGAAGACCAACUGCGGGCACGUGGAGGACGCGGGGGUCACGUGCGCCAUUUAGCGUCACCGCCUGGACCUCUGUGAUCUCGCUUUAGCGCCUGUGGAGCUACGGCUAACAGACAGUGAGGUAGCGCAUAGCGGCUGCACUACCCACGUCCCAUGUGCAAGCGAUUUAAGGGUGUCUCACAAACAGAUUUUGACUUUGGGCUUCAAACAUCCCACUGGGUCAGCAAUCGCUCGUGUUUAGUAAGCCUUAGCGUUAGCUACAGCAGGUAUUAUUGGCGCCUACUGCCAUAAGGAACCAACCAAAAGACGUAAAUAAAUACACGCCCAAGUUAUGACAAUUUCAAAGAACAGAGCCAUCAAAUGGCUUACAUUACGAUACAUAUGAGCUCCAGGUUCAUUGAGAUCUAACAAAGCUUGACGAGCUGUGUUUCAUAUUCAGAGCCAAUGACCAAGCACUGUUUCUAUUAUCAUUACCAAGACUUGUAUACUCUCUUUGAACAGCUCAUUUUGAUUUUAAUAAAAGUAUUGCCAAACAUUGUGACUGCAGCACCAGAAAAAGGAAAAUUAAGACUUCAGUGAAGUUUAGCAUUUUAAAGGAAAUGCUGAAGGUUAAGUAACAAUAACAUUUAAAAGAUAUGAAGUAAAACAGACUUGAGCCAAAUAACACGAUUUUAAAUUUUAAAUAAAAAUGUUAAGAAAAAAAAUCUUGAUUUUGUUAAAUCUUUUUUCAGUUGUUUAGAUAAUGGCAGGAGAGGCUGAUGACAUUAUGGUUUUUUUGUACCAAAAAGAAAAAAACAAUACUGCAGAAAAUAUGGACCAAACUGAUUUUAUUUUGGUGCUUGUAGAGGUGUAUUUUUGAGUGUGUAAUGUCUGUAAACACAUAAUUCAGAGCUAGAUUGAAAAAAUAUGAAGCACUGAAUGGAAAUUACUAGAGCAAAUGUUGUGGCUCAGCUAUAGUCCACCCUGCCUUUUGAAUUGCACCAUCUCCAUUAUCUACUGACAGUGUUUGACCCUCUAACCCCCCUCUCCAUAUGACUUGACAGGAGCCUUGUCCAAUACACAGGGCCUGAAUAACAAUGAUAUUGCAUCCUGAAUCACACUCGCAUUCAGUGGAGUCCAUCGCCAGCAAAAUUAUAUGACGGCACACCAGUGUGUUCUCAUUAGCAAUGCCAACAGCCAAAGAUAACAAGUGUUCUUCUCUGCUUAUUUUCACUCAAAUUGUGUCUUGUGGGGGAAUAAAUCCUCUUUCUACAAGCUGGGAGGCAUCUUUUCUUACUUCAUUUUUUGUACUACAGGAUACUUUUCCUAGAAAACAUGUACUCUAGUGUUUUUAUAUGAUUGCAUUGCUGUAAUUAUCCUGGCCUAUUUUCUCACAUAUCCAGAUAAUUCAAUAUGGUGGGAGAGAUCAUUCUGUGCAGAUCUGCUAUUGCUUUAUAAAUUUGGCAUCUUGAAUCCAGUGGUUCAGUUGAGCCAGAUGCUGUUUUGCUGUACAUGAUUUGAUUGGGAAAAUAUGAUUCCUAUUCAAGUGCCUUAGCUUCAACAUUCUGAAUUUACCAUCACAAUUUCCUUCUAAGAAAUGGUUUAAACACCAUUGUACUGUCUAUGCAGACGAAUUAUAGUAUUACGUAAUAUCCUUGAUUAAUCUAACCUACAUUAGGAUAUCUCUGACCUCAUUUAAUGUUAAGAACUCAUCUUCAUCUGUGGUGGCACGAGCCAGCUGUUCCAGGAUAUUUUAUGUGAGAAUGUCAAGCUAUUCAUAUUAAAUGUUAACAUCAUUAACAAUGGCACUGUUACAAUGUCAUUGUGACAAUAUCCAGAGAGACUCCACAUUCAGUGAAUGGCAGCUCUGUUGUCAACACACUUCCUUGGAUAAAACAACAUUGUUUGGGUGUUUGUUUUGUUGUACUGCAACUUUGCUGAAAAUUUUGGAAUCUGUCCAAUAUUCCUUCUUCAGUAUUGACUGGCUUUAUAUACAACUGGUUGUUAAAUCUGGCUUGGACAGUACAUAAAUAAAUAUAUCUUAUUUAAAAUUGUAUUUUUAUUAUACUGUAUGCAUUGCAAAAAUGGCAUGAUCUGAAAGACAUCUACUUGUGAAUUAAUCAUUGUGAAU